CCGCCGCCACCACUAGCGCGCGCCGCCGUUGCUGCGGAAUUGACGGGCUGCCGACCGUCGGCGCGAGAGCGGAUCCAGACACUCUUCUAGAAAAUAAUGAACAACAAAUUUGACGCCCUGAAAGAUGAUGACAGUGGAGAUCACGACCAGGACAACAGCUCACCGAAAGACGGGGAGAAGGAAAAAAAUGACGAAGAGGACAAGGAAGCAAACACUACAAAGAGAAAGGCGGUGGUCCCGGGAGCCGGUGAACACCCUCUUCAGUAUAACUACACCUUCUGGUAUUCUCGACGCACACCAGGACGUCCGGCCAGCACACAGAGCUAUGAACAGAACAUUAAACAGAUCGGCAGCUUUGCUUCGGUGGAGCAGUUCUGGCGUUUUUAUAGUCACAUGAUCCGACCGGGUGAUCUGACUGGUCACAGUGAUUUCCACCUGUUUAAGGAAGGAAUCAAACCCAUGUGGGAGGAUGAUGCUAAUAAGAGUGGUGGUAAAUGGAUCAUUCGGCUCCGGAAAGGCCUGGCGUCUCGCUGCUGGGAGAAUCUGAUCCUGGCCAUGCUCGGUGAGCAGUUCAUGGUGGGCGAGGAGAUCUGUGGCGCCGUCGUGUCCGUUCGAUUCCAGGAGGAUAUCAUUUCCAUCUGGAAUAAGACGGCCAGCGAUCAGGCCACCACCGCUCGCAUUAGAGACACUUUACGCAGAGUCCUCAACCUGCCUCCUAAUACUAUUAUGGAGUAUAAAACACACACCGACAGCAUCAAAGCUUGGGAGGAUUUCCACGGUCUAGUGAAUGCAAGUGGAGGACGCUAGUGUUUUCACCCAGUGUGUGUGAGACGGGUAUAAACUUAUGACUGACACAUCGAUUAAGUUCAUUUUCCCAAUGAAGAGGACACUUUCUGAUCACACCAACCUGAAACUGAGCUGUUUUUAAAAGAAAAAAUGAAAGGGACGUCACGAAAUGGGGCUCAGCAUGGGCCAUUUUUAAUAUUGAAGACUUCUGGCUUUUUAUAAACGUCCAAACAACACCUGAAGACAGAGGAGGAACCAAAACAUCAAUGUGUGAAUGAUUUCCAGUCGGCCAUCUUUCAGAGAGAAAGCGGGACCACCCAAACUAAAGGCUGGAAACUGCCACAUUUUCCAAAAACAACCACAAAAAAUGAAUAAUACUCACAUUUACCUGAACGACCAUCUUAAACUGAAGAGUUCAUUUAGGUCACAUUAUUAUCCAGUGGAGUCGCAGGCUGAUGGGGAUAUUUUACUAUAGUGCAGUAUUUUAGCUACAGUGUUGAGUUGUUUUAACAUAGAACUGUUGUACAAAAAAAAUUAUAUUUGUAAACCUAUUUGGAGAGCUGUAUAAUGGCGGACUUGUUUUUUCUUUUCUUUCUCCUGAGCUGAAGGAGUGUAAACCCAAAGGACAGUGCCCUUUAUGGAUGGGCACGGCGCUGCCUGAUUCACUGUGCCUGGCCUUCAUAAACACUGACUUUACAAUCACUAUUCAGACAUGCUAACUAACAAACACUGAUAUAUCUGGAGUUACUGGAGGCUGUGGAUCAACACCUACUUUAUACUGCCUGGACUUCAGUGCUGGUGCUGGACAGUUGUAUUUGAGGUACAUUAAAAAAAAAAAAAAAGAGAGAAAAAUAAAAAGUGGAAAGGAAAGGUUUUUAAUUAUUGAUCGAUCAUAGCAAUAAAUGUUGAUUAUGCAUCUGCUGCUAA
Molecule: messenger RNA, 1713 nt
Organism: Danio aesculapii
Lineage: Eukaryota; Metazoa; Chordata; Actinopteri; Cypriniformes; Danionidae
Gene: eif4e2
Product: eukaryotic translation initiation factor 4E family member 2
Exons: 8
Coding region: 97-807 (236 amino acids)
Biological process (GO): translational initiation
Cellular component (GO): eukaryotic translation initiation factor 4F complex; cytoplasm
Molecular function (GO): RNA 7-methylguanosine cap binding; translation initiation factor activity
Source: RefSeq, a predicted model, not a curated record